Molecule: messenger RNA, 4399 nt
Organism: Bubalus bubalis (water buffalo)
Lineage: Eukaryota; Metazoa; Chordata; Mammalia; Artiodactyla; Bovidae
Gene: TASP1
Product: taspase 1
Exons: 12
Coding region: 227-1267 (346 amino acids)
Biological process (GO): protein maturation
Molecular function (GO): threonine-type endopeptidase activity
Source: RefSeq, a predicted model, not a curated record
GGGGGCGGGGCAGAGCCGCCUGUGGGCGGCUGCUUCCGGACACGUGGCUGCGCUUGGACCCAAUGAGGGAGCUUGACGUCACCCCCGCUUCCUCACCCUGGCAACGGGCGGGUGGCUACUUCCGGUGCUCUGAGGGCUCUGGGCUGAUGCGGGGUAAUUCCUCUUCUGCAAUUACUUUUGGAUGGAAGUAUGCACUUUUCCCAAUAGAAGAUGGUAAUCUUGGAGAAUGACCAUGGAGAAGGGGAUGAGUUCUGGAGAAGGGCUGCCUUCCAGAUCAUCUCAAGUUUCGGCUGUUAAAACAACAGUGAAAGAGUUGGAAACGAAGCAGUCCCAUAAAGAGAAGCGAGGGGGCUUUGUGUUGGUGCAUGCAGGUGCAGGUUAUCAUUCUGAAUCCAAAGCCAAGGAAUAUAAGCAUGUAUGCAAAAGAGCUUGUCAAAAGGCAAUUGAAAAGCUACAGGCUGGUGCUCUUGCAACAGAUGCAGUGACUGCAGCCCUGGUGGAGCUUGAGGAUUCUCCUUUUACAAAUGCAGGAAUGGGGUCCAAUCUAAAUCUCUUGGGUGAAAUUGAAUGUGACGCCAGUAUAAUGGAUGGAAAAUCCUUGAAUUUUGGAGCUGUUGGGGCACUGAGUGGAAUCAAGAAUCCAGUCUCAGUUGCAAACAGACUCUUGUGUGAAGGGCAGAAGGGCAAACUCUCAGCCGGCCGAAUUCCUCCCUGCUUUUUAGUUGGAGAAGGAGCCUACAGAUGGGCAGUAGAUCAUGGAAUACCCUCUUGCCCUCCUAGCAUCAUGACCACAAGAUUCAGUUUAGCUGCUUUUAAAAGAAACAAGAGGAAACUAGAGCUGGCAGAAAGGGUGGAAACAGAUUUCAUUCAACUAAAGAAAAGAAGACAAUCAAGUGAAAAGGAGAACGACUCAGGCCCUUUGGACACAGUGGGUGCUGUGGUUGUGGACCAUGAAGGGAAUGUGGCUGCCGCCGUUUCUAGUGGAGGCUUGGCCUUGAAACAUCCGGGGAGAGUUGGGCAGGCUGCUCUUUAUGGAUGUGGCUGCUGGGCUGAAAAUACUGGAGCUCAUAAUCCCUACUCCACAGCUGUGAGUACCUCAGGGUGUGGGGAGCAUCUCGUGCGCACCAUACUAGCCAGAGAAUGUUCACAUGCUCUCCAAGCUGAAGAUGCCCACCAGGCUCUGCUGGAGACUAUGCAAAACAAGUUCAUCACAGGAAAUGGAAACCACUCCAAUGUCCAUCAACAGGAGAAUGCUGUGUGGCAGUGAAAAUGAACAGAUCUCAGAGACACACAUCCUUAUGAAAGAACCUUAAAACCAUAAUACUAAGUUAAAAAUGCAGUUUGCCAAGGACUGCAGUCGGUGUUGCCACCAUGAAUAUAACUUUGCAAAACCAGACACUAUUAAGACGCGCAUGCAUGGUAAAACUAUGUACGAGAGCAAGAAGUUAUGGAAAAAUAAUUCAGGAUGGUGGUUUCCUUUGGGAGAGAAGACCUGGGGAGUCUAAACAGUAUUAACAAUGUUGGAUUUUUCUAGUUGUUUGGUAGAUCAAUCAACAUUUGUUCUAUUUCAUGUGUUCUGUUAAUAUGCUACAUGUAUCUUUUUAUGUUUUAUGAAAAACUUCAUAAUUAAACCCUUAAUAUGUUAAGUAGGAAAAGCAGAGUUCAAAAGAAGCAGAGGAAGAGGUGUCAUAUCUAGUAGAUCUAGGGGCGUGUCAUGAAUGAGGUUCCUUCAGGAGGGAGAUUCUUAGACUGGGUUUGUGAACAGCAGCUAAUCUAACUUAACAAGUGGACAGAGUAUAUUAGGGAGAGUGGUGUAAUGAUAAAUGAAAAAGAACACCCCCAAAUUGGGCUUACUGUACUGGAGAGAGCCACCUAAGGCUUUGGCAAUGGAGUGCAAUGGUAGGACAUGGGAUGGAUUGGAGGAGGAGGCCCUGUAGGUCAAACUACUAAUGUGAAGGCCAUGGCAAGUAGAGAAGCAGAACUCGAGUGGAUGGAAAGGAGAGUCAGGAGCCAGAGACUCUCAGCGAGAGAAUCCUUGAGAUUCUUGAUAGAUGACUGAAUGGGACAAAUGCAGUGAAAGAACCAUUGAAGUAACUAGAGUUUUGAUUCUCUUGGACCUGGACUUACAAGGGCAACAAGACCUGAUAAGAAUGUCAUGCAUGGAACAUUGAACACAUGGAGAGAAUGGGGUUGAUUUGGACUGUUGUAUUGGUAUAGAGGUGUUUGUAGACAAGACAGUCAGUUGAAUAUGUGGACCUGGAGCUUGAGAGGGAAGUUGAGACUCUGGACUUGCUCUUGGAAUUUAUGGAAUUCAUGGCAUCUUUCACAGAAUGGAUGAUCCAGCUGAGGAGGCCAGAUGUACUUGUAUGUCCUUUCCUCAAAGAGGUCUUUCCUAACCACCUUGCCUAUAAUUUUAACUUCUCUUACUGUGGUUUGUGUUUCUUCUUGACACUUAUUUAUCCUGUACUUUAUUAUUAUUAUCUCUCCUAAGCAUGGCACAAACUCUGAGAGCAGAGAUUUUGACUGUUAUUCUACCCCACAUCCCCUGCAUUGCGGUAUCCCCAGCAGCCAGAAGAGUGUCUAGCAAAGAGAACAUCUGUGGAAUAAAUUAAGGAGAGGGUGAAAACCUUUAAGGUGUCUGCCUUCAGAACGGGUGGAAAGAGUGACCUGUGAGGAGACAGGAAAGAGAGGGAGAAAAGAUAUGAUGAGGAGGACACUCAUCUUGAAGCCAGAGACAUUGAAUUUUUUGAGAUAACCAAGGAGUUUCCAUGUGUUUAGAGAUAUAAAGGAAUAUCAAGAAAAAGCUGGUAGGCCAAGUCAGUAGGAGGGUAUGAGUCAACUUUCAAGCAUGUGCAAUGGCAGGGUAAGAAAAGAAGGUCUCUCAACAGCUGGGAGAGAAAGAGGACCAGAAAUGAUGGUCUUCCAGCCAGGGUCUUUGGUGAUAAGCUGGGUCGUUGAGAGUUCAGUAGAUGACUGACAUCUACAACUUCGCAUUUCAGCUGUGCACCAGUAGCACACAAACUUACUGAAGAUGAUACUUUGCCUUUCAUCUUUUUUCUCCUUUAACUAGAGUGUAUCUCAUGGAGGAUCAGCAAGCUGCAAAAUCAGUCAGAUUGUUCUUCCCAAGUGACUGUAGAUACAUAUACAGAAUAUUUUUAAGUGUAUAGUCAUUUUACAAAUCAGGAUAAAUUUAAGUGAGUGGGUGGAUAGGGACAAAAGGAAAAUAGAAGAAAGAUAGCAAGUGACUACAAGGUUGACGGUCACUUUAGAAAUGAAUGUGGUUUUCUCAGGGCCUUCAGGAAUGUUCUUUAGGAAGCUGAUGGCAGAAUUGAAAGAGGCUUAAGAAGUAAUCAUAUAUCUCACUUUAAGCAAGAUGCAGAAAGCUUGUGCUGUAAGGCUGAGAGGAGGGAGAAUAGGAAGAGUGAUUGGUUAGAUUAUACUCAGUGGAAUUGUUGAAAGUUGUAAGAAUUUGACACAUAAUUUUCUUUCUUUGGCUAGAGCAGGUGGUUAAAAUUCCCAUUUAUUGACCCAGGUAAUCAUCAUUUGAAAAUAAAUAGUUCAUCUGCUUAUUAAAUUGAAAUUAGCACAAUUUCCAAGAAGCCCAGAGGUUGCUUGCUGUGGUGUGGCUGAAGUGCUGCUCUUGAAGGGGGAGUCUUGGAGAAAGCUGGGUUGUCCUGUCCUGGGGAACUCAGUCAUUUUCCUCUUCUUCCUCUCCUGUUACAAAUAAGAAAAAAAGAAAAACUUGUGAUUGUAUUAAAUUACUAACAAUUGAACAGCAGCAGAUUAGCAAAAUGAACUUAUUGGAAUGAGUGGAAGUGGGUAUCUGGCAACAGAGCUGUGACUUUGCUGGGCUUUGUGCAUUCACAACCCAAGUUGGUUUUGUCCCUGUGGCCUAGGUUUCCUGUUUACACAAGAGCUCUAGCCUUCUUUUAGAGCCUGGAAAUCCCAUGUGUUUUGGACACUUGGUGCUUUUUAAAUAGCAGAGGAUGAUGAUGUCAACAACAGCAAAUGUGUUCUUACUCAAGCCUUUUGGGAAACAAAGAAAAGACCAUUUAAAUUUCCUACCAAAUUUUGAUAACUGGAAAUAAUUUGGUAAUAGUAUUUGGUUAGAAAGCAAGUAAUAAGCACAGUACUGAGAAAGGAAAAGAGCAAAACAGCUCUGUAAACAGUGUCAUGUUACUCUAAAAAAAAAAAACCUACCAGUUUUGUUGCUGGUAUAUUUGUUUUCAAAGUUGGCCAGAUUUAGGCACCGCGGACUUGAUGAUAAAGGUUGGUGCCAUCACAGAAUUGGGAGCUGAUGAGCAUUCACAAUAGGUACUUUAUUUUGAAUUUUUGUUAAAAGAUGUUUAUGAAAUAUUAGGAUUUAAUUAAAACCACUCAAAGAAUGUGUUUCAUCCCA